CCGCUCCAUCUCCUCUCGUUCUCGAGCCCACGAUCCUCUAUCUUCAGUCGCAUCAUCGUCCCGGACCUCCCUCACGUCGAACCCUUCAUCGUCUCCCACAAUGACCUCGCGCUCUACGAAACCAAAGAAGGCCAACCUCGACAAAGAAUGCAAGAAAGAAAAGAAGUGCACGGAUGACAGCCGGCGUUGUCACUACUGUGCACAACUCAUCGUACGGGCAUCCGACCGGCGGCGUCAUGAAGAGUCCUCAUGCAAAAUGAAGAACACUCGGAAGUUUACUUGCGAGUUUUGCAAGUUAGAGGUGUCGCGUAAGGACGCUGCCAGAAGACACUACAAGAAGGCCUGCAAAAAGAUCACGAAGAAGAUGUUGGAUGAGUGGGGCGUUGCGAAUAGAGCGGAGGCGGCGGCGGCGGGCCAUUUCGUCCAUUGGAAUAAGUAGGUCAGGGACGCUGCUGGGACAGUACUGGCGCUGUGUGUCUGCGGUACAGUUUCGUUUUUGUCUUGUUCUCUUUUUAUUUCUCUAUCAGUGCUUCCUAUCUCGCUUUCGUUUCUGCUAUCGAUUAUGCUCUCCAAUUGCUUUGUUGCUCUCGCUUUUGUGCCACUGCUAUCCCUCGCUUGCAUUUUCUGCUGUUCAUCACUGUACGAUUAUUAUUCAUCUUACUAUCUUGUAUUGGUGUUAUUCCCUCCUGUAUUUAUUGCUCUCAUGUAUAUACUCCCUCGAUAGGCCGCUUGCUCUCAACUUUGCUUAUCGCUGUCUAUCCUCUCAGUUCUAUUG
This is a messenger RNA of Stereum hirsutum FP-91666 SS1, 775 nucleotides long. RefSeq lists its product as uncharacterized. The record is from RefSeq and is a predicted model, not a curated record. The coding region runs from base 101 to 439 and encodes 112 amino acids. The transcript has a single exon. NCBI's taxonomy places the organism in Eukaryota, Fungi, Basidiomycota, Agaricomycetes, Russulales, Stereaceae.